AUGCCCCAAUACAUACCACCUCACCGUCGCUCUCAAGCAAUAGGCGCUAGCGCCUCCGGGGCUCCAGCAGACACUUCUCUAAACGCUCCACCACCCACAAGGCCCCACAGUAGUGAUCCACGAGACGGGCGAGGACACCGCGGCCCUCGCGAGCAAUAUCACGGAAGUCAUCGAGGCGGACCUCGUGGAGGUUAUGGUGGUCGAAAGAGGCUUGACCGUCCAAUUGUUGAUGAUGCGGACGCCAUUCAUGGCUAUGACAUUGCCCACUACUUCUGGCCGCAUGGCGACGAGCAGUUUGUGCCGGCUAUUAAGACCUCAACUUUCCAUGACUCUGCGGCGCAGCUGGAGCAGCUAAGCUACAUGAUGCUUUUCUGUAAUGCAAAUCCCAGGUGGGAUAGUGGGGGCAUUGUCUUUGCGAAGAGCUCUCUGAAUUUGCUACCAGAGUACUCAGAGCAAAAGCUCCAAAAUGGGUUGUGGGUUCUACCUGCUACAACUAGAAAGUCCAGUUUUCACGAGGCGCCGCUUCCAAAAAGAGAUGACACUGAAUCACAAAUCACGGAGGGAAACACUUCAGAAACUCCUCGACAGAAUGAUGAGCAACGAGCCAACACGAAUGAGUGCACUCGACCCGCUACGAUUACCACCAGUUUUCAGGAUAUACCACAGACGACCGAGCUUGUAGAACCUCCCGAGACUCACAGUACAGACGAUAGCGAACGAGAUACCAUUUUGAACGCAUCACUGACACGUUUGGGUGUUAGGACCAUCCCGGCCAGCGAUGUCUACAGUGAGAGUGCAACCACCAAGUACCCAAGCAUCAUGCCCAUCGACUACAUUCCUGGCACUCAUCCACCUAUCGCUGUGUUCGAAGAGUUGAAAAACACCAACAAACAUACCUUCAUCUUCUUGGGCUGGUACAGUAUCGGCCGUAUCAACAUCAUCGCUCCCCACUCUGCAGAACUUGUACGCAUGUUGCAGCAGAAAUGGGAACGUCGGGAUCGUUACGGCAAUGUCAUUUCAACAAAGCCGAGAGACGCAUCGGCUUGGAAAUCUUCGAUGACUCAUGAGUGGGCGAUUGUGAAGUUCGACAAGCUACCUGCAGACGUUGCCCCUCCAGCACCCAUUAUUCCGAAAAGAGAGAAUGAUUUGAGGAGAGGAAUCGCUGGGGCGCGCAAGGGCGUCACAGAGCUGCUGCAGGAGAUGCGUCUCAGUGAUGGAAACAUGGCUUCAAGCGUUGUGGGAGAAGUCAAAGAUAAGAGUGAUAUACAGCAACAAGGCGAUAAUACAUCCACUUGA
Messenger RNA from Truncatella angustata, 1296 nucleotides. RefSeq lists its product as uncharacterized. Lineage: Eukaryota; Fungi; Ascomycota; Sordariomycetes; Amphisphaeriales; Sporocadaceae. The transcript is spliced from 2 exons. The coding region runs from base 1 to 1296 and encodes 431 amino acids. The record is from RefSeq and is a predicted model, not a curated record.